AUGGGGUUUCUUGAUAGCUCAAAACCUUGUCCGCCAUUAACAAUCACUAGAGAUAACAAGGAGGAGCCAAAUUCUACCUUUCUUUAUUGGUCACGACAAGAUCAAUUACUGCUUCAUGCCAUUGUUGCUUCAAUUUCAGAGCCCUUAAUUCCCCUCAUAGCCUCAUCCAAAACUUCUUCUGAGGCUUGGAAGAAGCUUUCACGGCUUUAUGCUAACAGCUUUCGAUCCAGAGUAAUGACAUUGAAAGAUAAGCUUCAUGUUCCAAGCGACAACAAAUCUAUUGUAGAAUAUGUGCAAAAUCUCAAAACUAUUGAUGAUGAACUUGCGUUAAUUGGGUCAUCGGUAUCUAAUGAUGAUCUUGUUCUUCAUAUUCUGAAUGGUGUAGGCUUCGAGUAUCGUGAAAUUUUUUCUGUUGUUCGAGCUUGUGAAACCACUAUUUUUUUGGAAAAACUUUAUGAUAAGCUUGUUGAAUAUGAACAUUAUCUUAAACAAGAGGAAAAUAGUUCUGUCGUUAUCACUGCAAAUGCUGCAUCUCGUUCUUAUAAUUCAAAUCAAAGAGGACACACUAGCUUUAAUAAUCACUCUCAACAAGGGCAAAAAAAUUACAACAAAGAGAGUCCUCAAUUUCAGGCCUUGCACUCACAGGACCCUAUAAUGGAAAAUUUCACUGCUGCUCCUCAAACACUGUCAUCCAACUGGUUAGCUGACACAAGCGCAUCCCAUCAUGUUACAAGUGACUUGAGUAAUCUUUCAAUUCAGUCAGACUAUGAUGGUACUGAUCAAAUUGAUAUUGGAGAUGGUUCAGCAACCCAUGUUUCAGAUUGGUGUUAA
This is a messenger RNA of Theobroma cacao (cacao), 831 nucleotides long. NCBI's taxonomy places the organism in Eukaryota, Viridiplantae, Streptophyta, Magnoliopsida, Malvales, Malvaceae. The record is from RefSeq and is a predicted model, not a curated record.